Molecule: messenger RNA, 9696 nt
Organism: Oncorhynchus tshawytscha (Chinook salmon)
Lineage: Eukaryota; Metazoa; Chordata; Actinopteri; Salmoniformes; Salmonidae
Product: myosin-10
Exons: 43
Coding region: 200-6262 (2020 amino acids)
Cellular component (GO): myosin complex
Molecular function (GO): actin filament binding; cytoskeletal motor activity; ATP binding
Source: RefSeq, a predicted model, not a curated record
AGUUUGGUUGAGAAGAAGUUGGAUGGUGGAAGGUACCACUGAUGAGAAGCGGCCGAAAAAAGCGAAUAUUUGCAGACAUUUCAAAGAAUACUGAGGAAUAUUACAUUGUUCUGCUUACUAUCAGUAUAUUCAUAAAAGUGUCUGACUUUCAUUAUCAUCUGCACCAGGUGUCCUAGUGUGUUCUGGUUGUACCCCAGAGAUGGCACAGCGGAGCGGGCAGGAGGACCCGGAGCGGUACCUGUUCGUGGACCGCGCCGUGGUCUGCAACCCGGCCACGCAGGCCGACUGGACGGCCAAGAAGCUCGUAUGGAUCCCAUCGGAGCGACACGGCUUCGAGGCGGCCAGCAUCCGCGAGGAGCACGGCGACGAGGUGGUGGUGGAGCUGGCUGAGAACAGCAAGAAGGCCAUGGUGAACAAGGACGAUAUCCAGAAGAUGAACCCUCCCAAGUUCAGUAAGGUGGAGGACAUGGCCGAGCUCACGUGUUUGAACGAGGCCUCAGUGCUGCACAACCUCAAGGACCGCUACUACUCUGGCCUCAUCUACACAUACUCUGGCCUCUUCUGUGUGGUGAUAAACCCCUACAAGUACCUGCCCAUCUACUCAGAGAACAUCAUAGAGAUGUACAGGGGGAAGAAGAGACACGAGAUGCCUCCUCACAUCUACGCCAUCUCAGAGUCCGCGUACAGAUGCAUGCUCCAAGACCGAGAGGACCAAUCAAUUCUCUGCACAGGUGAAUCUGGUGCUGGCAAGACAGAAAACACUAAAAAGGUCAUCCAGUACCUUGCACAUGUGGCUUCCUCCCAUAAAGGAAAAAAAGACCACAGCAUUCCUGUAAGUCCAGAGUCGCCUAAACCAGUAAAACUACAGAGUGGAGCCCUGUUCUAUGGUGAAUUGGAGCGUCAACUCUUACAGGCCAACCCCAUCCUCGAGUCCUUCGGCAACGCCAAGACAGUGAAGAAUGACAACUCGUCACGAUUCGGAAAGUUCAUCCGGAUCAACUUUGAUGUCACCGGAUACAUCGUCGGGGCCAACAUCGAAACUUAUCUACUGGAGAAAUCAAGAGCUGUUCGCCAAGCCAAAGACGAGCGCACCUUCCACAUCUUCUACCAGCUGCUGUGUGGGGCGGGAGAACAUCUCAGGUCGGACCUGCUCCUGGAGGGUUUCAACAGCUACCGCUUCCUGUCCAACGGCAACAUUACCGUCCCUGGUCAGCAGGACAAAGACAACUUCCAGGAGACCAUGGAGGCCAUGCACAUCAUGAGCUUCUCCCACGACGAGAUCCUGGCCAUGCUGAAGGUGGUCUCCUCCGUGCUUCAGUUUGGGAACAUCGUCUUCAAGAAGGAGAGGAACUCAGACCAGGCCUCUAUGCCUGAGAACACAGCGGCCCAGAAGUUGUGCCACCUGUUGGGGCUGAACGUGAUGGAGUUCACCCGGGCCAUCCUGUCUCCAAGGAUCAAGGUGGGACGAGACUACGUCCAGAAGGCCCAGACCAAAGAACAGGCUGACUUUGCAGUGGAGGCUCUAGCCAAGGCCACCUACGAGCGUCUGUUCCGCUGGCUGGUCCACCGCAUCAACAAGGCCCUGGACCGUACCAAACGCCAGGGGGCCUCCUUCAUCGGCAUCCUGGACAUCGCUGGCUUUGAGAUCUUCCAGCUGAACUCGUUUGAGCAGCUGUGCAUCAACUACACCAACGAGAAGCUUCAGCAGCUGUUCAACCACACCAUGUUCGUCCUGGAGCAGGAAGAGUACCAGAGGGAGGGCAUCGAGUGGAGUUUCAUCGACUUCGGCCUGGACCUGCAGCCCUGUAUCGACCUCAUCGAGAGGCCGGCGAACCCUCCUGGUGUGCUGGCUCUGUUGGAUGAGGAGUGCUGGUUCCCCAAGGCCACAGACAAGACGUUCAUCGACAAGCUGGUCCAGGAGCAGGGCACCCACUCCAAGUUCCAGAAGCCCAGACAGCUAAAGGACAAGGCUGACUUCUGCAUCAUCCACUACGCUGGCAAGGUGGACUACAAGGCAGAUGAGUGGCUGAUGAAGAACAUGGACCCCCUGAAUGACAACGUGGCCUCGCUGCUCAACCAGUCCACUGACAAGUUUGUGGCCGAGCUCUGGAAAGAUGGUGUUUUUAUCCCCCUGUCUCUCUGUAUCGUAGAGAUACAGAACAAUGUCACUAGUCUUGAUGAGCCUCCAGUGGACCGCAUCGUGGGCCUGGACCAGGUGGCGGGCAUGGCAGAGACAACGUUCGGAGCCACCUACAAGACCAAGAAGGGCAUGUUCCGCACGGUGGGCCAGCUCUACAAGGAGUCCCUCACCAAGCUCAUGGCCACCUUGAGGAACACCAACCCCAACUUCGUCCGCUGUAUUAUCCCCAACCACGAGAAGAAAGCUGGUAAGCUGGAGCCCCAUCUGGUUCUGGACCAGCUGAGGUGUAAUGGAGUUCUGGAGGGAAUCCGUAUCUGCAGACAGGGCUUCCCCAACCGCAUCGUCUUCCAGGAGUUCAGACAGAGGUACGAGAUCCUGACCCCUAAUGCCAUACCCAAGGGCUUCAUGGAUGGGAAACAGGCCUGUGAGAGGAUGAUCCGAGCGUUGGAACUGGACCCCAACCUGUUCCGUAUCGGCCAGAGUAAGAUAUUCUUCAGGACCGGAGUCCUGGCCCACCUGGAGGAGGAAAGAGACCUGAAGAUCACUGACAUCAUCAUCUACUUCCAGUCUGUCUGCCGCGGCUACCUGGCACGCAAGGCGUUUGCUAAGAAGCAGCAGCAGCUGAGUGCUCUGAAGGUCCUCCAGAGGAACUGUGCUGCCUACCUCAAGCUGCGCCACUGGCAGUGGUGGAGACUCUUCACCAAGGUGAAACCUCUGCUCCAGGUGACCCGGCAGGAGGAGGAGAUGCAGGCCAAAGACGAUGAGCUGGUCAAGGUGAAGGAGAGACAGAGCAAGGUGGAGGGAGAGCUGGUGGAGAUGGAGAGGAAACACCAACAGCUCCUAGAGGAGAAGAAUAUCCUUGCAGAGCAGUUGCAGGCGGAGACGGAGCUGUUUGCCGAGGCGGAGGAGAUGAGGGCCCGCCUGGCCGCUAAGAAGCAGGAGCUGGAGGAGAUCCUCCACGACCUGGAGACCAGAGUGGAGGAGGAAGAGGAGAGGAACCAGAGCAUGCAGAACGAGAAGAAGAAGAUGCAGUCCCACAUCCAGGAUCUAGAGGAGCAGUUAGAUGAAGAGGAGGCAGCCAGGCAGAAGCUUCAGCUGGAGAAGGUGACAGCCGAGGCCAAGAUCAAGAAGAUGGAGGAGGACAUUCUACUGCUGGAGGACCAGAACUCCAAGUUCCUCAAGGAGAAGAAGUUGCUGGACGACCGUGUGGCCGAGAUGACUUCCCAGCUGACGGAGGAGGAGGAGAAGGCCAAGAACCUGGGCAAGGUCAAGAACAAGCAGGAGGUGAUGAUGGUCGACCUAGAAGAGCGCCUGAAGAAGGAGGAGAAGACUCGCCAGGAGCUGGAGAAGGCCAAGAGGAAGCUAGACGCUGAGACCACGGACCUCCAGGACCAGAUAGCUGAGCUGCAGGCCCAGAUAGAGGAGCUCAAGAUCCAGCUGGCCAAGAAGGAGGAGGAGCUACAGGCCGCUCUGUCCAGGGGUGAUGACGAGGCGGCACAGAAGAACAACGCUCUGAAAGCUGUGCGGGAGCUGCAGGCCCAGCUGUCAGAGCUGCAGGAGGACCUGGAGUCAGAGAAGGUGUCCAGGAACAAGGCGGAGAAAGUCAAGAGGGACCUCAGUGAAGAGCUGGAGGCUCUGAAGACUGAGCUGGAGGACACUCUGGAUACCACCGCUGCCCAGCAGGAGCUCAGGACCAAGCGAGAGCAGGAGGUGGCUGAGCUGAAGAAGGCCAUCGACGAGGAGACCAAGAACCACGAGUCUCAGGUCCAGGAGAUGAGACAGAGACACUCCACUGCCCUAGAGGAGCUGUCUGAGAAUUUGGAGCAGGCCAAGAGGUUCAAGUCCAACCUGGAGAAGAACAAGUGUACCCUGGAGAGUGACAACAAGGAGCUGGUGAGCGAGGUGAAGGGGCUUCAGCAGGCCAAGACAGAGUCAGAACACAAGAGGAAGAAGAUGGAGGCUCAGCUGCAGGAGUUCAUGGCCCGAGCCACCGAGGGAGAGAGGGCUAAAGUAGAACUGGCCGACCGCACACACAAACUGCAGACGGAACUGGACACUGUCUCCGCCCUGCUGGAGGAUGCUGAGAAGAAGGGAAUCAAGUUGGCCAAGGAUUCAGCAGGCCUGGAGAGUGUGUUACAGGACACACAGGAGCUGCUCCAGGAGGAGACUCGUCAGAAGCUGAACCUGAGCUCUCGUAUCCGUCAGCUGGAGGAGGACAAGAGUACCCUGCAGGAGCAGCAGGAGGAGGACGAGGAGGCCCGCAGGAACCUGGAGAAACAACUGGCCACGCUGCAGGCUCAGCUGUUUGAGUCUAGGAAGAAGCUGGAUGAGGACGUGGGGACCCUGGAGUCUCUGGAGGAGGUGAAGAGGAAGCUACAGAAGGACCUGGAGUUGACCAGCCAGCGGCUGGAGGAGAAAGCCUCCGCCUUUGACAAGAUGGAGAAAACCAAGACCCGCCUGCAGCAGGAGCUGGACGACCUCAUGGUGGACCUGGACCACCAGAGGACCAUUGUCUCCAACCUGGAGAAGAAGCAGAAGAAGUUUGACCAGCUCCUGGCUGAGGAGAAGACCAUUUCUGCCCGCUAUGCUGAGGAGCGUGACAAGGCCGAGGCUGAGGCCAGGGAGAAGGAGACUAAGGCUCUGUCUAUGGCCCGGGCUCUGGACGAGGCCCUGGAGGCCAAGGAGGAGUUUGAGAGGCUCAACAAGCAGCUGAGGACUGAGAUGGAGGACCUGAUGAGCUCCAAGGACGACGUGGGCAAGAGCGUCCAUGAGCUGGAGAAGUCGAAGCGCACCCUGGAGCAGCAGGUGGAGGAGAUGAGGACCCAGCUGGAGGAGCUGGAGGACGAGCUGCAGGCCACGGAGGACGGCAAGCUGCGUCUGGAGGUCAACAUGCAGGCCAUGAAGGCCCAGUUCGACAGGGACCUGCAGGCCAGAGACGAACAGAACGAGGAGAAGAAGAGGACGCUGGUCAAACAGGUUCGUGAGAUGGAGGCAGAGCUGGAGGAUGAGAGGAAGCAGAGAGCCCUGGCUGUGGCAGCUAAGAAGAAGCUGGAGAUGGACCUCAAGGACCUGGAGGGGCAAAUAGAAGCAUCCAACAAGGCCAGAGAUGAAGCCAUCAAACAGCUCAGAAAACUACAGGCCCAGAUGAAGGACUACCAGAGGGAGCUGGAGGAGGCCAGAGCAUCCCGUGAUGAGAUCUUUGCACAGUCUAAAGAGAACGAGAAGAAACUAAAGGGCCUGGAAGCUGAGAUCCUACAGCUGCAGGAGGACCUGGCGGCUUCAGAGAGGGCCCGUAGACACGCUGAGCAGGAGAGAGACGAGCUGGCCGACGAGAUCUCAAAUAGCGCCUCUGGAAAGUCGGCCCUGCUAGAUGAGAAGAGGAGGCUUGAGGCCCGCAUCUCGCAGCUGGAGGAGGAACUAGAGGAGGAACAGAGCAACAUGGAGCUGCUCAACGACCGCUUCCGCAAGACCACCAUGCAGGUGGACAUCCUGAACACUGAGCUGGCUGGGGAGCGCAGUGCGGCCCAGAAGAGUGAGAACGCCCGUCAAGGAAUGGAGAGGCAGAACAAGGAGCUGAAGGCCAAGCUGGGAGAGCUGGAGGGGGCAGUCAAGUCCAAGUUCAAGGCUGCCAUCACCGCCCUGGAGGCCAAGAUACUGCAGCUGGAGGAGCAACUGGAGCAGGAGGCCAAGGAGAGGGCAGCAGCCAAUAAGAUUGUCCGACGCACGGAGAAGAAGCUGAAAGAGGUGGUGAUUCAGGUGGAGGACGAGCGUCGCCAUGCCGACCAGUACAAGGAACAGAUGGAGAAGGCCAACUCUCGUAUGAAGCAGCUGAAGCGUCAGCUAGAGGAGGCUGAGGAGGAGGCUACCAGAGCCAAUGCCUCCCGUAGGAAACUACAGAGGGAGCUGGACGACGCCACCGAGGCCAGCGAGGGCCUGACCCGCGAAGUCAACACACUCAAGAACCGCCUCAGGCGUGGAGGCCCCCUCAGCUUCUCGUCUAGCCGUUCAGGCCGCAGCCGGCAGCUCCAGAUCGACGGAACCUCCGUGGACAAUUCUGACGACGACGCCGACAGCCGCGCCAGCGACCACAACGACACGCAAGCCUCCAACCAGACCGAAUAGACGCUCCCUGCUAAUCCUACCAACCCUAUCGAUUAGCCAGCCUGGCAGCAUGGUGACUACAACACCUCAGCCUCUCCAUCUGUCCCUGUCCACGAGUCAACAGCAGGGAGAACCAGGGUCCUGUUCAUUAGGAACCAAAACAGAAGAAAACAGUCCGAAACAGGGAAGGACUACCUGGAUUUGACUAAUAAGAACGAAAGAUGCUUUCAAACAUUUUGCUACGGUGUGUUCUAAUGAAUACGACCUAGACCACCCCACCCCCCAGAAAUGCUCCCUUGCUAGGGAUGACGAAACAAUUACUCCCACUUGAGCGGGUUACUCUGCCUUACUCUAACGUUACUCUAACAAUAUUCCUACUCUACUCUGGCUAGCUGCUCGGCCCGGCGAGUGUCCCAACGAUCUUAAUAUAGUCCUCCCUAAACGUGGAAUUAUGUGCUCCACUUAAAUGAAUAUGUAAACUUAUGUACAAGUGCUUUUGACUUAUGAACUGUGCGUGUGUGCACAUGUGAGUAUGUAAGGUAUGUGUAUGCCCCUGAACGCCAAACUGCAAGGAAAGGAGCGAAACUAGGAAACGUUCACUUUUGUCAUCCUCCUCUCACAUGAAACAAAACAUUGUCUUGUAAUACAAGUGUGUCACCAAAUGUAAAGCCAUCAUCUCUCCCCUGGCUUAAAGCAGGCCUAACAAAACUCUGUCCUCUCCGAUGAUAGUCCUAUUCAACAAUAGGUCAGAGGUCAAUGGACUGCCUCCGCUUCCCUCAUUGCAUGAGUCUCUUCCUGAUGUACAGACUAUUGUUCCGCUUCUAAACACUACAAUGAAACAAGAUGGUGGAUUCACACAGUCUGACCUGUUCUGGAAGAAAAAAGUGGAACGGAAAGGAUAUUUUAACUGUGAAAAGCUUUUCUCCACUUGCCACAGCCUCUCGUCACAACACUUUAAAAACAAUUGGUAACUGACUUCUUAUAGGAAUCGCAUAGGUCAUGAUUGACGUUUUUUGUUGUUGUAUUUUGACUAAUUGGAGCACUAUUUUUCCUGUUGUUCAGGAAGAAGGGUUGAAGGCAGUGAAGUGUGGUAUGCUUAGAUAGAUGGUCGCUGGCGUAUGUAUCACAGAGAAUCGCUGGAAACGGCACAUAACUGCACAAUGAGUGUUCAUAUGCCCCUGUAACUGGAGCCAGGAAACCCCAAGCUUCUCUCUGAGUGGUCACAUGAUGUACAAUACAGCCUCUUAGUCCAACACGAAUGAUGAGAGCUUCGAUUGAACGUGUAGUUUGGCUAGCUAAAGCCUACUUCUCAGAGCAAGGGGGGCCCCGCCAUCUCACUUUGUUUGUGCCAUGGUUUGGUAGCAAAGUAGGACCCCCAACUCUCUCUUAUAAUACGUUGACACACCAACUACCAAGCACUUAGUAUUCCUAGAUAUAACAACCUUCUAUUGGGGAUAGCAUCUCAAAGCUCUAAAACUAUUAAGACACUCUUAACGUCCCAGAAGGUCCAUAUCCAUCAGCGCUCUCUAUUGUUCCUUUGGCAUCUCUGUUCAGUAUAAAAGAAGGUAAUGUAUGGAAACUGCCACUUUCAUUUGACUUUUACGCCAAUGUUAGCUCAGCUGUAAUGACAUGUUUCUUUAAAGUGCCUUAGACACUAGAAAAGAACAUUAGUGGGUAAUGCACGGUGAGCACCUGUAUUAAACAGAAAGACGUGUAGGUGUGCACCUGUAUUAAACAGAAAGACGUGUAGGUGUACACCUGUAUUAAACAGAAAGACGUGUAAGUGUACACCUGUAUUAAACAGAAAGACGUGUAAGUGUGCACCUGUAUUAAACAGAAAGACGUGUAGGUGUGCACCUGUAUUAAACAGAAAGACGUGUAGGUGUGCACCUGUAUUAAACAGAAAGACGUGUAGGUGUACACCUGUAUUAAACAGAAAGACGUGUAGGUGUACACCUGUAUUAAACAGAAAGACGUGUAGGUGUGCACCUGUAUUAAACAGAAAGACGUGUAAGUGUACACCUGUAUUAAACAGAAAGACGUGUAGAUGUGCACCUGUAUUAAACAGAAAGACGUGUAGGUGUACACCUGUAUUAAACAGAAAGACGUGUAAGUGUACACCUGUAUUAAACAGAAAGACGUGUAGGUGUACACCUGUAUUAAACAGAAAGACGUGUAGGUGUACACCUGUAUUAAACAGAAAGACGUGUAAGUGUACACCUGUAUUAAACAGAAAGACGUGUAGGUGUGCACCUGUAUUAAACAGAAAGACGUGUAGGUGUACACCUGUAUUAAACAGAAAGACGUGUAGGUGUGCACCUGUAUUAAACAGAAAGACGUGUAGGUGUGCACCUGUAUUAAACAGAAAGACGUGUAAGUGUGCACCUGUAUUAAACAGAAAGACGUGUAGGUGUACACCUGUAUUAAACAGAAAGACGUGUAAGUGUACACCUGUAUUAAACAGAAAGACGUGUAGGUGUGCACCUGUAUUAAACAGAAAGACGUGUAGGUGUACACCUGUAUUAAACAGAAAGACGUGUAGGUGUGCACCUGUAUUAAACAGAAAGACGUGUAGGUGUGCACCUGUAUUAAACAGAAAGACGUGUAGGUGUACACCUGUAUUAAACAGAAAGACGUGUAAGUGUACACCUGUAUUAAACAGAAAGACGUGUAGGUGUGCACCUGUAUUAAACAGAAAGACGUGUAGGUGUACACCUGUAUUAAACAGAAAGACGUGUAGGUGUACACCUGUAUUAAACAGAAAGACGUGUAGGUGUGCACCUGUAUUAAACAGAAAGACGUGUAGGUGUACACCUGUAUUAAACAGAAAGACGUGUAGGUGUACACCUGUAUUAAACAGAAAGACGUGUAGGUGUGCACCUGUAUUAAACAGAAAGACGUGUAGGUGUACACCUGUAUUAAACAGAAAGACGUGUAAGUGUGCACCUGUAUUAAACAGAAAGACGUGUAGGUGUACACCUGUAUUAAACAGAAAGACGUGUAGGUGUGCUGUACGUGUUACAUAAAAACCUAACGAGGCAAACCUGGUGAACGGAAAACACACACUUAUUUUUCUUUGUCUUGUGUAUUUUUGCUGAUGUUUCAUAUCAUACCCAGUGUGCACCUCCUCUCCUGUUCAUAUACCUGUAGCAAUGUCUCCAUAGGUAGUGCGUGUGUGGGUCAGAAAUCAGUGUUACUAUUAACUAUGUGAGAUGUGGAGCCUUUUGCUCCCCCUUCAAGAGCAGAAUGUGAUUUCAUUUGGUUAAAAGCUUUAACAUCCAUGAUGUAGUUUGUGUUUGUAUUAUUAUUCUCAGACUGGCUGUUGACGACCAGGCUUUCAUUACAACUGCAAAUACACCCCCACCCCCAUUUUAUUUCUUGUUUGCCUCCUGUAUUUCUAGACUACAGUGAUUUUUUUUGUAAAAGAAAAUAAAGCAUAUUCAUUGUAGAAAUAA